AACGAAUUUUUUCCUUCAUUUUUGUGGUCUUCGUAGAAAAUAAAGCAUAUUAAUAUAAGUUCCUUUUCCUUGUCAGUAAUUCAAAUAUAUAAUCUGAAGUUGAUGGAUGAGUAUGCGUCUGAGGUUAUACGUUUCGUAUGUGGGUCAUUAUCAGAUUUACAUGUGAAUCAAUUUGUGCAAAGUGGAGCAGUGGAAGCAACCUUUCAGGCUAUCAAGAAUGGCAUCCCUGAGAUUGCAAUCGAAUUAAUUUCAAAAGAUAAUAAUGCACAUAUAUUAUGGAGCAGUACAGACCUUGAAGAUUCAAGAAACAUGUUUACCUGUGCUGUAGCACAUCGCCAAGAGAAAGUGGCACACUUUCUUCAUAAAUUUGGUGCAAGCAAGGAAACAAAUAUGGUUACCACCAUCGAUGAAGAUGGGAACAAUACAAUACAUCUAGCUGCAAAAUUAGCUCCUCUUUCUCAACUAGAUCACAGCUCCGGUGCAGCUUUGCGGUUACAAAGUGAACUACGCUGGUUCAAGUCGGUGGAAGACAUUGUUCCACAGUUCUACAAAAGCCAGAAAAAUAAAGAAGGUGAAACUCCCACCCAAUUGUUUGUUAGGGAACAUGGGCAUUUGCUUAAAGAAGCAGAGGCAUGGAUGAAAAAAGUGGCAGAAUCUUGCACAGUCGUAGGUGCUCUUGCUAUUACCAUUUUGUUUGCAGCGACUUUCACAGUUCCUGGUGGGAACGAUGAAAAAACAGGCUUACCCAUAUUUUUGAAAAGUGGGACCGAUCCUUCUUCCACAGCAUCAGUAACUCCUCCUCCCACAGCAUCAAUAACUCCUCCUCCCACAGCAUCGAUAACUGUGGUACCGUUCAUGGUGUUUGCAAUCUCAGAUGCAAUUGGUCUUUUUGCUGCAUCCAGUUCAGUGCUAAUAUUUAUGGGGAUUCUCACUUCUCGAUAUGCUUUUCAAGAUUUCCAUAUAUCCUUACCCUUGAAGUUGAUUAUUGGCCUUUCUUCGCUCUUCAUCUCUAUUGCAGCAAUGAUGGUAGCAUUUUGCGCUACUCUUUUCAUGAUGCUAUAUGAUAGAUUGGGGAUGGUUAUUCCAAUAAUAUUUCUUGCUAGUAUUCCUGUCACUUUGUUUGCGUCGUUGCAGUCUCCUCUUCUUGUUGACAUUUAUACCUCAACUUUUCGCCCAGACAUUUUUUAUAGGAAAAUAGACUGGAAAAGCAGAAAGAGAGUUUGCUUGAGCUUAAAUAGGAGAUGGUGGUUCAGAACGAGGAAAGGAAGGAUGGUUAUCAUGUUGGGCGCUCUUUUUUCACUUUAUGGAAUAACUACAUAUACUAUUUAUAGAGCAAACUGAGUAACAUCUAUAUUCUGGUUAUCGUUACUCUCGUUACUAGUUCAAUCGAUCAAAUGACAGUACUCUAAAGACAGAAAUUUGUAAUGAAUUGAAAUCCCUCUCUUACUCUCUGUAAACAGAGGAUGUCACCUUAUUUUUUAUAAUAAGAGUCCAACGGAUCA
This is a messenger RNA of Rubroshorea leprosula, 1502 nucleotides long. Lineage: Eukaryota; Viridiplantae; Streptophyta; Magnoliopsida; Malvales; Dipterocarpaceae. The record is from the annotation of a GenBank genome assembly.